Messenger RNA from Acanthopagrus latus (yellowfin seabream), 4830 nucleotides. RefSeq names its product B-cell receptor CD22-like. The coding region runs from base 1126 to 3549 and encodes 807 amino acids. Lineage: Eukaryota; Metazoa; Chordata; Actinopteri; Spariformes; Sparidae. The record is from RefSeq and is a predicted model, not a curated record. The transcript is spliced from 16 exons.
CGAGGCAUUUUCCAGAGGAACAGGUGAUGAACAAACCAGAGCAAAAUCUACCAAGAAGCCGGACAGACAACUCCAGAGUUGUUUCAUGUCUGCUGGAUGUGUAACUCCAGCACCACCCUCAACACUCAAGAUUCAAGAUGUUUAUCACCCCGGUUUUACAAGUACACUCAUGUGAAAAUCUUUUGUGUAGAGACUCCACUACAGAAAUGGUCUGCCAUGAACAAGGCCAAAGGUAGGUAUUUUGAAAUGUGCAAUUAGCCUGAUAAUCAUCAAACUACUCUUAAUUAUAUUUAUUGCAUCGCCGAUGGGAGACUUGUUUUGUAGCUGAAGAACAAUCAAUCAAUCACAGAAUCUUAAACAGCAGGAUCGUUGCCUUUCAAGAACAUGUCUUUCUCCACUGAAAGACGUUUAUUGAGGUGUGCUGUAUUUGUUGUGUACAUGAUUUGAGGCAGCGAUAAGUUUACCUGCAGCAGCAAGUGGAUUUACUGUCUAACUUCUCUCCGUGCCAAGGUAAGUUAUAUCUUCAUUUAAACUGUAAUGCAUUUAUCACUCUUAUUCAGAUCAACAUAAAGUGGAUUAACACUUUCUCUAAAUAUGAUGUUUGAUGUGAUCACCUGAUUUGAUGAUGUGAGUAAAAAUCACCUGUUUCUUUCACGUUGCAUGCUUUAAAACUGUAAUGUUUUGUCACAUAGAUUCCACACUGUGACUUUUUUGUCUUCUGUUUCCAUAGAAAAUAUAACCGUCUUGGAAACUUGAAAGUGUGCAUUAAAUUGUUGAGUAUCCUUAAAGUUAUGUUCGUAUGUUAUGGUGAAUUUAAAGCUAGAAUAAUGUUAGCGGUUCAUCUGAACAAUUCCGAUUAAAGUGUUUAUCCAUUUUUUGAGAAAAUCUAUUUUUAAAGAAGUCUUAACAAUAGAAAUAAAAAACCUCCCCCUCAGUGUGACUUGCUGAACUAAGUGUGAUAUUUCCAUACACUCUAUCGUUCACAGUAUUGUCAGCUUUUGUUAUCUAUAUAUCACGUUGCUGCUAUAAGUAGUUGGGUGUGAACAGAGAGGAAACUAUGAAUAGCACAUUGACCCUUUAUCUUGUACAGUGCUCUGCGAAACUGCAUUACGAUUAAUAGAUAUAAUGCUUUGUUAUUGCUUCAUUGCACCAUGUUUAAAACGGAGCAGCCGGCGGGAGAUUUACCAGUUAGCCUGGAGCCAUUUUGUCUGCCACAGCUCUCCAGGUGCAGAGUCACACAAGAUGAGAGGAGCAGCUAUGAGUUUAACAGUGACAGCGAGUGGAUUCCUUAUCUUCCUUCUCCCUGUUCCAGUAAUACAGGGUCAGGAUGGCUGGGGAGUGAAUUACUCUUCUGCUGAAAUCUGUGGCGUUAAAGGAUCAACAGUGGACUUAAACUGCACCUGCACAUACCCAUCCAGCAUAAAUGGCGUUAAUACAACAGUAAAUGAAACAUUAUGGUUUAUCAAAGGGCCAGAUCAUGACCCGCAGGAUCUGUCAACAGAUCCAAACUACUCAGGUCGUGUUGAGUAUCUUAGUCAUGAUGACAACAAUUAUAUUCUGAGAAUCAGAGACCUGAGAGAGAGCGACUCAGCUGAGUACAAGUUCAGGUUCAUAACAAACCAACCAGAUGGGAGAUAUACUGGUUCACCUGGAGUCACUUUGAGGGUGACAGACUUCCAGGUGCAGGUGAAAGUAUCAUCUUUAUAUAUCUGGCACAAUAAUGGACAGAAAAUGGAUGAAGAAACAUCUUCUCAUCCAGCCUCUGUUAAUGACAAUGGCAGCUAUUCCUGUGCUUUUAGACGACAAGGCGAUUACUCUCCUCCAGAGUAUAUGCCAAAAGUUCCCUCUGUGUCAUUCUGUCCCAGUGGUGAGAUAGUGAAUGGCAGUUCAGUCACUCUGAGCUGUAGCAGUGAUGCUAACCCAGCAGCUACUUAUACCUGGUACAAGAAGAAUCAACACCACCGAUCUCUCAGUAGAGAACCACAGCUUGUCUUCAGACCCAUCCAAUUACUUGACUCUGGAGAGUAUUACUGUAAGGUUGAGAACAAGCUUGGGAGUAGAACAUCUGAAUCCAUUUCUAUCGACGUGAAAUAUGCUCCAAGACCUCCCUCUGUGUCGAUGAGUCCCUCUGGUGAAAUAAUGGAGGGCAGGUCAGUGACUCUGACCUGUCGCAGUGAUGCUAACCCAGCAGCUAAAUACACCUGGUACAAGGAGAAACAGAUGUUGUCUGAGGGGCCAGAUGGCACCUACCAUUUCUCUUCCAUCAGCUCUGAGGACAGAGGGAACUACUACUGCAAGUCUGAGAAUAAAUAUGGACAGAUCAACUCUUCAUCAGUCUUCAUCCAUGUCCUGUAUGUUCCAAAGCUUCCCUCUGUGUCAGUGAGCCCCUCUGGUGAAAUAAUGGAGGGCAGUUCAGUGAAUCUGACCUGUAGCAGUGAUGCUAACCCAGCAGCUAAUUACACCUGGUACAAGGAGAACCAAACACUGAUUCAAGGACCAGGGGAAAAGGUCCAUUUCUUCUCCAUCAGCUCCAAGGACAGUGGAAUCUAUCACUGCAUGUCUGAGAAUAAAUAUGGACUGAUCAACUCUUCAUCUCUCGUUAUAGAUGUCCAGUAUGCUCCCAAGCUUCCCUCUGUGUCAGUGAGCCCCUCUGGUGAAAUAAUGGAGGGAAGUUCAGUGAAUCUGACCUGUAGCAGUGAUGCUAACCCAGCAGCUAAUUACACCUGGUACAAGGAGAACCUGCUUCAAACACCAGGGGGAAGUUACCAUUUCCCUUCCAUCGGCCCAGAGGAUGGAGGGCAUUAUCACUGCAAGUCUGAGAAUAAAUAUGGACAGAUCAACUCUUCAUCCCUCUUCAUUAAUGUCCUGUAUGCUCCAAGACUUCCCAUUGUGUCGGUGAGUCCCUCUGGUAAAAUAAUGGAGGGUAGUACAGUAAACCUGACCUGUAGCAGUGAUGCUAACCCAGCAGCUAAUUACACCUGGUUCAAGGAGAAUGAUGACUCACCAAAAGCUUCAGGACAGCGCUUCACCAUCACUGACAUCACACUUGAGCACAGUGGGAAUUACUAUUGUAAAGCCCAGAACAGAAGAGGACAUUAUAACACCACCUUAGAUCUGAAUGUUGUGGCUGGAGCAUGGAAAUCUAUAGUUGCUGCCACAGUUCCUGCCAUUUCCCUCGUAAUCCUACUCACCUCUGUCUUUCUAUGGAUCACAAAGAAGAGGGGUUCUAAGCAAACUUCUGAGGCUGGAGAGAGACCAGACGACAGGGAGCAGAUACAACCAGCAGAGCAGCGGGUUCAAAUUGAGUAUGCCACUGUCUACUUCACAAAUAAACAAACCGAUCCCAUCUACUCCAACAUCAGACCAGCUAAUGCCCGAAGAUACAAGGAUAAAAAUGAUGAGGAAGAAAUGGUUGAAUACGCUGGUGUGGCAUUUAACAGUGCCAGUAGAAGUUGGAGAACCAGAAGUCUGGAAGCUACAGCUGAGCCGACUGCAGUGUACAGCAAAAUCAACAGAUUCCACAAAAAACAUGGACAGAGGAAUCUGUAGUCUGCUCUGCUGAUGAAGGUUCUCAGUCACCCAGGUCACAUUAGAAUGCACUUGGCACACAGGUCAAAAUGAAGGACAUGUAAAGUGUUCACAAAUCAUUGCAAUUGACUGUUAAUGUGAUUUGUGUAACAUGUUUUAGCAUGGCUCUCUCUUUCACUUACUGACUGAUUUGAUCUUCCCCUAGCUGGAGAACCUGCAUGGAGGCAGGUGUGAGAAGUUGUUGGACUCAUUAGAAUGAUGAACAUUAUUCCUGACUGGCUUCCUAUCCACAGACACAGUUGUUUUGCUAGAAUCUUACUAGAACCAGGAUUUGAAAACUGUGUCUCUGUUGUGCAUUUCACUUUUGGUGAGCACAGUUUUCUGUACAAUAUACAGGGCACCACUUUUUCACCCUCUUGUUUUAAAUAAUGCAGCAAUUCAGUCUAGCUAAAAGCAAAAAUGUGUGAUGUGUAAUGUGUAUACCCUGUGAACAGUAAGAUGUGUGAGUUGUUCUCAUGGAUUUUCUGAAAAUCUUGAUGCCUCAAGCAGAAGAACAAAAUAAUACCAUUAUUGCUGCCAGAGAAAGAGACCUUGAAGCUAGAGAGCCACUUGGAGCGAUCACCUCCUUUUCCUUUUCUAUUUCAAAGCUGCGAACUCUUAGUUAAAAUCAGUGUACUCUACCUGGAUGGGCUGGAAAACCCUGGAUACUGCAGCUAUUGUGUCGCUUGAAUUCAAACAGUGGAAGAAACAGGAAACUGCAGAUGUAUGGACAGCACAGUAGAGAUACCAUGGCUCUCACUUUUUGUGUUUUGGUGGAGGUUUGGACACUUGCCUGAGUGACACUGAAAUACAUAACUUUUUAUUUUAAACAACAAAAAAACUCCACAUAAUCAUGGACAUUUUUUAGGUGUUGAUAAAGAGACAAAUGUGGGGGCAAAAUAAUUUCAAAAUUUCAUUUACUGUGACUCACAGAUUUAUAAUUUAUUGCACACUGAAACUAUGACAGCGCACUUUACUUGACCUGCAGUUAUAUUUGAGCUGUAAAUCUCCAUUAAGUCCAUUUUAGUUUUUUGGGGGUCAUUUGUUGUAAGCAAAGUAUCUUAAGUUUUGAGGUGCUGUUCAAUUUAAACAAGUUCUGAAGAGUUUUUGAAAUAUGUUAAAGACUUUCUGAAAUUCUGCCUCUGUUCACAUAGAGUUUACAUGUAGUGGGCAGGUGUAAGUAUUUACAAUCAAAAUUAAAAGAUGUGAUUAAUGCAUUCCAUACAGCUGCAGUAGCAACAAGAUUAAAUUUGUCUUUUCUCA